Messenger RNA from Hibiscus syriacus, 4762 nucleotides. RefSeq names its product ABC transporter C family member 4-like. The transcript has 11 exons. Gene Ontology annotation, cellular component: vacuolar membrane; plant-type vacuole. Gene Ontology annotation, molecular function: ATP hydrolysis activity; ATP binding; ABC-type transporter activity. NCBI's taxonomy places the organism in Eukaryota, Viridiplantae, Streptophyta, Magnoliopsida, Malvales, Malvaceae. The record is from RefSeq and is a predicted model, not a curated record. Gene Ontology annotation, biological process: transmembrane transport. Bases 27 to 4547 code for a protein of 1506 amino acids.
UUUAAGUCUCGAGUGAACAAUUGAAUAUGUCUUCGAUCACUUGGAUCACUUCGCUUUCGUGUUCAAGCUCUGUGAUUGAAUCAUCCAAGGAGACGACAUCUAUUCAUGUUGUAUUCCAAUGGCUGAGAUUCAUUUUCUUUUCUCCUUGUCCGCAAAGGGUUCUCUUCUCGGCCGUUGAUAUCUUUUUAUUGCUUACCCUCCUAUGCUUUGCUGUUUACAAGCUCUAUUCUCGAGGAAAUAGCCAUGGCAGCUCCGGCAACUACACGCAUCUCAUAAGAAAUAACAGGGCCUUUAUCAAGACUACCAUAUGGUUCAAACUCCCUUUGACUGUGACGGCUGUAUUAGCGUUUUCUUACAGUAUUAUAUGCAUUCUUGCAUUUACAAGGAGUAGCCAGGAGCCAUGGAAGCAAUUUGAUGGUAUGUUUUGGUUGGUUCAAGCCAUAACUCAUGCUGUGAUUGCAAUCUUAAUCAUCCAUGAGAAGAGAUUCGAGGCUGUUAAACAUCCAUUAUCUCUCCGUGCUUAUUGGUUUGCGAAUUUCAUCAUCAUUUCGUUGUUCGCCGCAUCCGGUAUCAUUCGUGCGGUGUCUGUCGAAACAGACGAGGAUAAACAUUUGAGGCUGGAUGAUAUGGUUUCCUUUGUUUCUUUCCCAUUAUCAGUUCUUCUUAUUGUUGUGGCCAUUAGAGGUUUGACUGGUAUAACGGUGACCGGGGUACCCGAGGCAACAAUGGAUGAAGAGGAAGCCAAGUCACAUGAGCCGCUUUUGAGCAAACCGAAAGUGAGUGGCUUUGCUUCAGCUUCCAUAGUAUCAAAGGCCUUUUGGAUAUGGAUGAAUCCUCUGUUGAGACAAGGCUACAAAUCCCCUCUCAAAUUGGAGGAUGUCCCUACUAUGUCACCCGAACAUAGGGCCGAGAAGAUGUCGCAGCUCUUCGAACUGAACUGGCCUAAACCACAUGAAAAAUUGAGCCACCCUGUUCGGACUACAUUGCUACGGUGCUUUUGGAAGGAAGUUGCCCUGACUGCAUUCCUUGCAAUAGUGCGGCUUUGCGUUAUGUAUGUCGGUCCGGUACUGAUUCAAAGCUUUGUCGACUACACUGCGGGGAAAAGAAGCUCACCUUAUGAAGGAUACUAUCUUAUAUCGAUUCUUCUCAUAUCGAAGUUUUUCGAAGUGUGGACUACUCAUCACUUCAACUUCAACAAUCAGAAACUCGGGACGCUCAUUCGUUGCAGUCUUAUCACCUCUUUAUACAAGAAGGGGUUAAGGUUAACAUGCUCCGCUCGUCAGGCUCAUGGUGUUGGACAGAUUGUGAAUUACAUGGCUGUUGAUGCUCAACAGCUCUCUGAUAUGAUGAUGCAGCUGCAUUCUAUUUGGAUUACUCCUUUGGAAGUUGCGGUUGCCAUGGUGCUUUUGUAUAAGUACCUCGGUGUUGCGAUAGUCACUGCAAUGAUUGGACUUCUCGGUGUUUUUGUUUUUGUGGUAAUCGGAACCAGAAGGAACAACCAGUUUCAAUUCAAGGUGAUGCAGAAUCGUGACAAGAGGAUGAAGGCCACCAAUGAGAUGCUUAAUUACAUGAGGGUGAUCAAGUUCCAGGCUUGGGAAGAACACUUCAAUAAACGAAUCCAAUCUUUCCGUGAAACUGAGUUCAAAUGGCUAUGCAAAUUCACGUAUUCGAUCACCGGAAAUGUCAUAGUGAUGUGGUCAACACCAGUACUGAUAGCUACCGUCACAUUUUGGACUGCACUUUUAUUAGGAGUGAAACUUGAUGCAGGGCUAGUGUUCACGACAACAACAAUCUUGAAGAUCUUGCAGGAGCCCAUCAGGAACUUCCCACAGUCGAUGAUCUCGCUUUCACAAGCAAUGAUUUCCUUGGAGAGAUUGGAUACUUAUAUGAUGAGCAAGGAAUUAGCGGAUUCAUCGGCUGAGAGACAGGAGGGUUGUGACGGUAGUAUUGCCGUCGAAGUUAAAAAUGGGGCAUUUAGCUGGGAUGAUGAAAAUGGAGAGGAGGUUCUGAAAAACAUUAACUUAGAGGUCAAGAAAGGGGAACUUACCGCUAUAGUCGGGACCGUGGGAUCCGGGAAAUCUUCUCUUCUUGCUUCCAUUCUCGGGGAGAUGCGCAAAACAUCAGGAAAGGUUAAGCUUUGCGGUUCGACUGCAUAUGUAGCUCAAACAUCUUGGAUUCAAAACGGAACAAUUCAAGAGAACAUCCUGUUUGGUCUGCCGAUGAACGAGGAGAAAUACAGGGAAGUUGUAAGGGUUUGCUGUUUGGAGAAAGAUUUAGAAAUGAUGGAUUUCGGUGAUCAGACUGAAAUAGGAGAACGUGGAAUCAACCUUAGUGGCGGCCAGAAGCAACGGAUACAACUUGCGAGAGCUGUUUACCAAGAUUGUGACAUCUACCUUCUUGAUGACGUCUUUAGCGCCGUUGACGCACAUACAGGGACAGACAUAUUUAAGGAAUGUCUGAGAGGAGCUCUCAAGGGGAAGACUAUUUUGCUUGUAACACAUCAAGUGGACUUCUUGCACAAUGUUGAUCUUAUCUUGGUGAUGCGAGACGGGAUGAUAGUACAGUCAGGGAAGUAUAAUAGUCUACUCGACUCUGGCUUGGAUUUCGGUGCUCUGGUAGCUGCACAUGAAACGGCUAUGGAGCUAGUAGAAGCAGGCAACAAUGCACCCGAAGAAAAUUCCAACAAAACAUCCAAACCUCCUCAGGGCGUUUCCAAUCUUGGGGAAGCGAAUGGUGAGUCUCAAGACCACCCGAAAUCCAUUAAGGGGGAUUCUAAGCUGAUCAAAGAUGAAGAGAGGGAAACCGGUAAAGUCAGCUUCAAUGUAUACAAAGUGUACUGCACUGAGGCCUUUGGCUGGUGGGGUGUGGCUGCAGUACUGUUAAUAUCUCUGGUAUGGCAAGGUUCUCUAAUGGCCGGCGAUUAUUGGCUCUCGUACGAAACUUCAGCCAAACACGCUCUUUCAUUCGACCCUUCGGUAUUUAUAUCUGUUUAUGCCAUCAUAGCAGCUGUGUCUGUUGUGUUGAUUUUCAUCAGGGCCAUUUUUGUUACACUUAUGGGGCUCAAAACAGCUCAGAUCUUUUUCGGGCAAAUUCUUCAAAGCAUCUUGCAUGCCCCUAUGUCCUUUUUCGAUACCACACCUUCAGGAAGAAUUUUAAGUCGGGCAUCAACUGAUCAGACCAACGUUGAUUUCAUUGUUCCGUUCUUCAUGGGGCUAAUAAUUUACAUGUACAUAACACUGCUCAGUAUCUUCAUAAUCACAUGUCAAUAUGCUUGGCCAACAAUAUUCCUGAUAAUUCCUCUUGGUUGGCUGAAUAUCUGGUAUCGGGGAUACUUCCUUGCAUCAUCUCGAGAAUUAACUCGCCUUGACUCGAUCACCAAAGCACCCGUCAUUCAUCACUUCUCGGAAAGCAUCUCCGGAGUUAUGACAAUUCGAGCAUUCAGAAAGGAGGAUAGUUUUUGUCAGGAAAAUGUUAACAGAGUAAAUUCCAAUUUACGCAUGGAUUUCCACAACUAUGGAUCCAAUGAAUGGUUGGGGUUCCGCUUGGAACUAAUCGGGAGUAUAGUCCUCUGCCUUUCUACAUUGUUUAUGAUCAUGUUACCUAGCAGCAUUGUCAAGCCAGAAAAUGUGGGGUUAUCUCUUUCAUACGGGUUGUCCCUCAACAGCGUGUUGUUCUGGGCAAUAUACAUGAGCUGCCUUGUGGAAAACAGGAUGGUUUCUGUUGAAAGAAUAAAGCAGUUUUCGAGGCUUGAGCCGGAAGCGGCAUGGCAUAUUGAAAACAGCCUUCCCCCUCCGAAUUGGCCUGCCAAAGGCAACGUCGAGCUCAAAGACCUGCAGGUAAGAUACCGUCCAAGCACGCCUCUUGUACUUAAAGGCAUUACUCUGAGCAUUAACGGUGGUGAAAAAAUCGGUGUUGUUGGUCGGACGGGGAGUGGGAAGUCGACUUUAAUCCAAGUUUUCUUUAGACUGGUUGAGCCAACAGGAGGGAAAAUAAUCAUCGAUGGCAUAGAUAUUUGCAUGCUAGGACUUCAUAAUCUUAGGUCGCGCUUCGGAAUCAUCCCACAAGAACCUGUCUUAUUCGAAGGAACUGUUAGAAGCAACAUCGAUCCGGUAGGACAGUAUUCGGAUGAAGAGAUAUGGAAGAGCCUUGAGCGCUGCCAACUUAAAGACGUUGUUGCUUCGAAACCAGAUAAACUCGAUUCUUUAGUGGUUGACAACGGAGACAAUUGGAGCGUGGGGCAAAGGCAGCUCCUGUGCUUGGGGAGAGUUAUGCUUAAGCGCAGCAGGCUUCUGUUCAUGGACGAGGCAACUGCAUCGGUCGAUUCUCAAACUGAUGUCAUAAUCCAAAAGAUUAUCAGGGAAGAGUUUGCAGCCUGCACGAUCAUCAGCAUUGCUCACAGAAUACCAACAGUAAUGGACUGUGAUAGGGUAUUAGUCGUCGAUGCAGGAAAGGCUAAAGAAUUCAACUCACCAUCGCGCUUGCUCGAAAGGCCAACACUCUUUGCAGCAUUGGUUCAAGAAUAUGCCAACCGCUCUUCCGGUUUAUAACCGAAUCUCGUGGAGGAUUUUUCAUAGACUACCGGUGCCGGAAAUCCCAAAGGUGACAUGUGAGUUUUGCAGAUGGUAGUUAACCUAGUAUACAUUCAGCUACGAAGAAUGUUCUAUUUAUUUCAAUAAAAGUUCAGCAAAAUGUUAUCUAUGCCUAUUGGGCGUGUCUAUGUACGAAUGUACUCAUUUAAUAUAUUUCUUUUACCUUCUUUUCC